Hyposmocoma kahamanoa is the source of this 3497-nucleotide messenger RNA. RefSeq lists its product as uncharacterized. NCBI's taxonomy places the organism in Eukaryota, Metazoa, Arthropoda, Insecta, Lepidoptera, Cosmopterigidae. Gene Ontology annotation, cellular component: nucleus. Gene Ontology annotation, biological process: regulation of gene expression. The coding region runs from base 224 to 3337 and encodes 1037 amino acids. The record is from RefSeq and is a predicted model, not a curated record. The transcript is spliced from 9 exons.
CAUGAAUUGUUUACGUUUAAAUCGUGUGUAAAUAAUCAAAACGACGCUUUAAAUAAUGGACUUUUAUUGAUAGAUUUGUAAAUGAAUAAUUUAACAGAAUGAUACGUAGAUAACCCAUUGUCGGCGGUAAUAAAAAUGUGAAUUUGUGGAAUAACAUCGAAACAAGUAACGAAUACAACUUGUGUUAUUCGGAUUCCAUCAGCUGUAAUGUAAAUAAGAAAACAUGAAUGGAGAAGUUAAUGGAACCAUGGGAGCAUCCACUGUGGCAUCUGAUAAUCCACCAGUAAAUAAUAAGAUAGUUGCCUCCGAGGAAUACAAUUCUAAUGAAAGCACUAAAAGUCAUUGUGACAACAGCAACAACUCUGAAAAAAGUAAUCCUUUGAAUGAGUCUACAGGGAGUUCUACAACAAAGAGUAAUGGAGAAUUAAUUGAUAGUAAACAGAAUUAUGGGGACAAUUCAUUUGAUAGCUGUAACAUAGAUCAGAAAGACAGCAAAGAUCCAUUGAGCAACCAUUGCAACAAUAGCAAUGAAUCAUGUUCCAAUUCUUCACAAAGCUCUUCAAAAAACAAAGACAAAUUUAAAAGUAAAGAUGCUCAAUCAGAUGCGCAAAACAAACAGACUUGUGAUAAGACUGACACUAAUAGAACUGGGGAUUCUGGUGGGGAAGAGUUUAAAGAGGAGUCAUCUGAUGGGGAAGGCUCGGUGUUAUCAGCAGGAGAGGGCGAAUCUGUAUUGGAGGCGGAUACUGUCAGUAUCAAUUCUGACUCAGAGCCUGAUUAUGUAGAUGAAUCUUUAGAAGGAAGUAAAGGGAAUAAUAGUUAUAAUAAUAUUAUUAUUGUUGAAAACGAUGAUAGAAAUGGAAGUCAAAAUGGAAAAUCUGUAAGUUCUGGUAGUCCUGAUGUACAGGAAAUAUUAAGUGACAAUGAUGAUUGUGUUGUGACUGAUGAAAAGUCAAACUCAAGCAUUAGUGAAAAUAAGAUUCCACUACGUCGUAGUAAUAGAGCUAUCAAACGUAAGAAGUACAAUGACCUUGUUAAUGGUGAUGAUGAAUCUGAUGUUGAAGAGAUAGAAAUGGAUGACCCUCUUGGUACCAAAUCAAAAUCGAUUGUUAUCAAUGAUGCAAAAAAAUUGGUUGAGAUGGCUGCAAAUAAAAAGAAAUUGAACCAAGGCAACCAGAAUAAAGAACUUACAGUAGUAAUUAUUGACAGCAAUAACGCUAAAGCAUCACCAUCACAGCCUAAAGCAGCACCUGUUCAUUUAAGUGCCAAUGCUCAAAGUUUGUAUCAAAGUAUUGUUGCUUGUGGCACCACUGUGACACCAGUAAAAGCCAAUUCAUCGUCUCAAAACUGUCCUGCAACUCCGCAAGCCUCUAUCCUACUUCCCUCACUAACAGAUGACAUGUUUGUGGUUGAAGCACCUUCAUUUAUAGUACCUUAUGUGUAUGAAAAACCUUCAGUGAAGCCAUUUAGAGAAUUUGUAGAUAUUUUAGGAAAACAGUUAGAGGAGCAAAAGGCCAAGGCAGAAAAAGAGAAGCAAGAAAGAGAAAAAGAAGAGUCAGAUAAGCGAGACAAAGAUAAGAAGGAAAGGAGGGAAAGAGGAGAGGAAGUUUCUGAAGAUGAUGUCACUAUAACAGCAGAAACAGAAAAUCUGGAAAAGAAGCAAAAAAAGGCUGAGAGAAAAGAACGAAAAAGGCGACGGAAUGACGACGACGAUGCUUCUUGGGAUGGUGAAUCGUCUAGUGAUUCUGAAGAUGAAAUCCUUAGUGAUGAGGACACUGUUGUCCUCAAAGACAAAGAAGACUCUAUUGAGGACAUAAAAGAAGUCACUGAUUUGACCGCUGACAAAGUUGGUGGUGUAAAAACAGAUAAUUAUUUUGAUUGCUCACUUGGAAAAUUUUUCGUAACUAUAGGCUUAAAUCUUGUCCAAGAAUAUGUACAAAAUGAUUUACUGAAACAGCAAACUCGUAAGCUAAACAGAGAGAAAAAGACAGGCAAUAGCACAAAAGCUACACAGAGCUCUAUAGCUUCCCUUAUCAAAAAUUUAGAAUUUAGCAAAGAGAAUAAUGCACCUUACCAUUUUCCUCAAACAAAGUGUGAAUUUUGUUCUUUUAAAUCUGAAUCAACAUUAGCUAUGCAACAUCACUUAGAAACUCCUCACAUGAAAAAUAAUCUGUACAAAUGCAAUUUCUGUUUACCCUUUGUACACAAACAACCUCAUGAAAUUUUAUUGCACAUGCAAGAAGAACAUCAAGUUAGGGGUAGGCUUGAGAGAGCUCCUUCUUAUCACCAGUGCCCUAACUGUCCAUUUGAAGAAAAUGGUAAAGGCAAGUUUGCUCGUCAUCAAAUUGCAUGUGCAAAGAAAUUUAAACCAGAAGCAAACUUGGCACCACCCUUGGAGUGGGAGCCUCCUGCGAAGAUACCAAAGAUAUCAAAGGCACGUAAUAUGGUGAACUCUUACCAGAGUCCAGUAAAUCGUCAAUUGAACAUGAACAGACCAAUAUCGAUCGCAAACAUGAUGCCGGGAGCAAGCGGCGGAUUUCGGCCACGUGGCCGCUCUCCGAUGGCAGCUACUCCACGCGCUGCGCCUGUGCAUGGCACACCUAUUAUGCGCGGUGGCCUCAUGAUUCGACACAAUUCUCCAUCUUCUACACUGUUACCCAAUAACUAUCCAGUUUCCAAUAAUGGAAAGACAAAGUCUCAGCCUUCUAUUUCUAUCACGCCCCUACCUCGGCAGGCGGCGCCUGCCAUUCAGCAGACCACCCCUCCUGGAAAGAGCACGUUUGUCAUUUGCGAAAUUUGUGAUGGGUACAUCAAAGACUUAGAGCAACUUAGGAACCACAUGCAAUGGAUACAUAAAGUGAAAAUACAUCCCAAAAUGAUCUACAAUCGACCACCAUUGAAUUGCCAAAAAUGUCAAUUUAGGUUCUUCACUGACCAGGGUCUUGAGAGACACUUGUUGGGUUCCCAUGGCUUAGUUACCAGUUCAAUGCAGGAAGCUGCAAACAAAGGCAAAGAUGCUGGCAGGUGCCCAGUCUGUGGCAGGGUGUACCAAUGGAAAUUACUUAACCAUGUUGCGCGAGAUCACGAUUUAACUUUGAAACCAGCACACCUCUCGUACAAAUGCACUGUGUGCACAGCUACGUUUGGAAUGUACAAGCAGUUUGAGAACCACGUCUAUUCGGCCCACAGCGUGGUGGCUAAACGAGUUAUGGAUAAGAACAAGUCUAGCACAUUAUCAAAGCCGGCCAAUGAAUCUACGACCAAGCCCCUCAAAAUUAAUGAUGAGAUUACUAUCAUACCUCAGCCGACAAAAUCUGCCGCAUCCACUAAUAUAUAAGAACGUGGACAUCAGGAGGCGCAGUUUGACGCCGUCGCCACACAUGCCGCAAUACGCUGCGGCUCCGUAGUGCCUAGCUUUUCGCCCUUUAAAUUAGUGUACAUUCCAAUAUAUUGCACAACUUCUACCGCUAACAUUAUACUUAUUCAAAUAUACUCUA